AUGUACGCUAUCGUCUGGGCGCAGGCCCGGCGGAGCACCUUCGCACCGACGCCGCCCGUCCCGGCGCGCGUGGGCCUGCCUCGACACACACAAGUGGGAAAAGCGCCGCAGGCGCACGCGCCCUUCGCCUCGUCCUCUCGGCCGCAAGGCGGCGGGCGGGAGGCCGGCCAGGCGCGCGCUGUGCAGGCGCACGCGCGCAUGGACGCCGUGGCGGACGAGCACAUGGCGAACGGCGUCGAUGCGCAGGCUGACCCUGGGCUGCUCGCGCAGCUCGGGGCUGCAGAUGGCGGCAUCCAUGUGAAGCAUGAGGCGAGCAUUGAGCAUCACCCAGAGCAGCAGCAACAGCAACAGCAGCAGCAGCAGCAGCAGCAGCAACUUCCGGCCGCACAGGAGCAGGACGCCGCGGGCAUGCUCCUCGGCCUGUCGGGCGACGGCCAUAUGCCGGACGGCAUGGAGGAAACUGAGGCGCAGCUGCAGCUGCAGCUGCAGCAGCAGCAGCAGCAGCUCCAGCUGCUGCUUGCCCAGGCGCAGGCCGCCGCCGGCGACGCGGCGGGCGCAGGCGGCGAGCCGCAGCUGCUUUCGCUGCUGCAGCUGGCAGACGGCGGCGGCGGCGAGGCUGGCGCCGACGGCGCAGCCAUGCUGGCGCAGCUGCAGAUGCUGCAGCAGCUGCAGCUGCAGGCCGCGCAGCUGCCGGGCAUGGUCGGCCUUGGCGGCAUUAACAUGCUCGCCGGCACGCAGUUCGCCGCCACGGGCGCUGACGGCGGCGGCGGCGACGCAGAUGGCGAUGAGCCCUCCGCGAAGCGCGCGCGUGUCGACGGCGGCGGCGGCGACGCGGAGGGCGCGGGCGGCGGGCACGAGGGCAGCCACGAGGUCGACGCGGCCGGCGCGCUGCAGGUCGCGCACCUGACCCCCGAGCAGCACGCGCAGCUGCAGGCGAUGCUCGCGCAGGACCCCACCCUCGCCGCCCAGCUCGGCGGCAGCGGCGGCGCGGACGGCGCGGCGGCGGCGCAGCUGAUGGAGGGCCUGCUGGUGCAGGGAGGCCCGCAGCUGGCGCUCGGCGGGGACGCCGCGGGCGCGGACCAGGUGCAGCAGCUGAUGGCGCUGCAGGCUCAAAUCCUGCAGCACGGCAUAGAAACCGGAGAGCUUACGCCGGGGCCGGACGGCAUGCUGUCGCAGGAGCAGCUCCAGACGCUGCAGCUGCAGACGCAGCUCGCGCAGCUGCAGCACCUGCAGCUGCAGUCGAUGCUGCUGCAGCAGGUCCAGACGAUGCAGGAGGGCGGCGCCGAGCUGCUGAUCGGCCCCGACGGCACCGCGGUGCUCGCCGCGGCGCACGGCGAGGCGGCGGCGCCGCCGGCGCGCGGCGGGCGCGGGGGCGGGCGUGGCGGCGGGCACCCCCAGAGGGAGCCGGCGGUGGUUCGGCGCCACGGCGCGGCGCCGGAGCGGACCAUCACGCGCGACAGCCUGCGGGAGGACGAGUGCAGCGCUCGACUCCUGGUCUAG
Molecule: messenger RNA, 1500 nt
Organism: Monoraphidium neglectum
Lineage: Eukaryota; Viridiplantae; Chlorophyta; Chlorophyceae; Sphaeropleales; Selenastraceae
Exons: 2
Coding region: 1-1500 (499 amino acids)
Source: RefSeq, a predicted model, not a curated record